This is a messenger RNA of Nymphaea colorata (pocket water lily), 1148 nucleotides long. Its product is annotated as transcription repressor MYB6-like. The transcript is spliced from 2 exons. Bases 55 to 951 code for a protein of 298 amino acids. The record is from RefSeq and is a predicted model, not a curated record. Lineage: Eukaryota; Viridiplantae; Streptophyta; Magnoliopsida; Nymphaeales; Nymphaeaceae.
UCUCCUUUUCAUGCAGUGUGGUAGUGCCUGCUAGAGAGAGUGAGAGAGAUAGAGAUGGGAAGGGCUCCAUGUUGCUCAAAAGUUGGGCUUCACAGAGGACCAUGGACUGCUAGAGAAGAUGCAUUGCUGACCAGGUAUAUAAAAAUUCACGGAGAAGGCAAUUGGAGAUACCUCCCCCUGAAAGCAGGGCUGUUGAGAUGCGGGAAGAGUUGCAGGCUGAGAUGGAUGAACUACCUAAGGCCGGACAUAAAGAGAGGAAACAUUAGCUCUGAUGAGGAGGAGCUCAUCCUUAAGCUGCACGCUCUUCUCGGCAACAGGUGGUCUCUCAUUGCCGGCAGGCUGCCAGGUCGCACCGACAAUGAAAUCAAGAAUUACUGGAACACCCAUCUCAGCAAAAAGGUUAGGAAUGAAGGAAUAGAUCCCUACACCCCCAAAGCACGCACCCACCUCACCCCUCCUCCUCCUUCUCCGCCUUCCCCACAGCAGAAACUCAUCCACUUAAAGGGGAAAGGCACAGCUUACACCACCAACAACGUUAAGGUCUAUGCUCCUCGGGCGACUAGAGUCAGACCAAGCGUCCUACCACCAUGGAUGCUUGCACAAGCAAAAUCGAAUAGCGAUGAUCUAGAAACUAACGGAGGUGAUCAUGGCUGCUACUCCGUGUCUCCUCCUCCUCCUCUGAUGAAUUCGGUGGAUGGUGGUGGCUGUGGGGACGCAGGGGUGCUCAGUGGGGUCGGCCAUGAAUUGCUUCCAUGGGAGUACUCCGGCGGCCAUGAAGCAAGUCUGGAUGAAGCAAUGGCCGACACGUUUGUCCGGCUUGAGGAGGAGGAGAGCCCUACGGCGGUGGUCGGUGGAGAAGAGCAACAGCUGCAGCACAUGCAACUGCAGGGCACCUGCUUGGAAGAGGAAAGCCUUCUUUUGGAUUCCUUCAUUCGAUCCCUCCUGGAAUGAUCAUCACUUCAGUCUGAUGUACUAAAGCAGAGAAUAAUUCAAACCCGCCCUCUUUUUCCUCAUUUUGUUUUCUCCCCAACUGAAUCUGAGGCUCAAAUCUUUCUCAAUCGAGCACAUUUGUGGAAAAAUGCUGCACAUUCGGUGGCCGCCAUAACUGAGACAAGAAACACACUUUCUGUAUUAAUAAUUAGAAGGGA